Molecule: messenger RNA, 1851 nt
Organism: Stegastes partitus (bicolor damselfish)
Lineage: Eukaryota; Metazoa; Chordata; Actinopteri; Pomacentridae
Product: syntaxin-binding protein 1-like
Exons: 20
Coding region: 37-1851 (604 amino acids)
Biological process (GO): vesicle-mediated transport
Source: RefSeq, a predicted model, not a curated record
UGUGUUGUGCGGUGGACGAGUAGGUGAAGGAUCAUCAUGGCACCAAUGGGACUAAAAGCCAUUGUUGGAGAAAAGAUAAUGAACAAUGUCAUCAAGAAGGCAAGAGAAAAGGGAAAAUGGAAGGUGCUGGUGGUGGACAAGCUCAGUAUGAGGAUGAUUUCCUCCUGCUGUAAGAUGACAGACAUUAUGUCAGAAGGGAUCACCAUUGUAGAAGACAUAAGCAAGCGGCGUGAGCCUCUGCCCAGCAUGGAGGCCAUCUACCUGAUCACACCGUCAGACGAGUCUGUUGAGGGUCUGAUUGAUGACUUCAGAGAUCCACAGUCUCCAAGGUACAGAGGAGCCCAUGUCUUCUUCACUGACACAAUCCCAGACUCCUUGUUUGGACUGUUAACCAAAUCCCGCGCCUCCAAAGCCAUGAAGGCCUUGACUGAGAUCCACAUCGCCUUUCUGCCUUAUGAAUCUCAGGUCUUCUCCCUAGGUAAAGUGGAUGCCUUUCAGGACUUCUACAGCCCCUUCAAGUCUGACGUCAAGAAUAACAUGCUGGAGCGUUGUGCUGAACAGAUCGCCACCCUCUGUGCCACACUCAAAGAGUAUCCUGGAGUUCGAUACAGAGGGGAGUACAAAGACUGUGCAGUUCUUGCCCAGAUGCUUCAGGAGAAGCUGGAUGGCUACAAGGCUGAUGACCCCACCAUGGGAGAGGGCCCAGACAAGUCUCGCACUCAGCUGCUCAUUCUGGAUCGAGGCUUUGAUCCAGUGUCACCUCUUCUGCACGAGCUCACACUGCAGGCCAUGGCAUAUGACCUGCUUGGCAUUGAGAACGAUGUCUACAGUUUUGAGACCAGUGGUAUGGGUGAGACCAGAAUGAAGGAGGUACUGCUGGAUGAGGAUGAUGACCUGUGGCUCACUCUGAGACACAAACACAUUGCUGAGGUGUCAACGGCUGUGACUCGUUCUCUAAAAGAAUUCUCUGCCAGCAAAAAGAUGAACACAGGGGAAAAGACUACCAUGAAGGAACUGUCCCAGAUGCUGAAGAAAAUGCCUCAAUAUCAGAAAGAACUCAGCAAGUAUUCAACCCAUCUCCAUCUGGCUGAGGACUGUAUGAACCGCUACCAGGGCACUGUGGACAAACUCUGUCGUGUUGAACAGGAUCUGGCAAUGUCCACAGAUGCUGAGGGUGAGAAGAUCAAGGAUCCCAUGAGGCUUAUUGUUCCCGUUCUACUGGAUGCCAAUGUCAGUGUGUCUGACAAGAUCCGCAUCAUCCUGCUUUAUAUAUUUCUUAAAAAUGGUGUGACAGAGGAAAAUCUCUGUAAGCUCCUUCAGCAUGCCAGUAUCCCCCCAGAGGACAGUGACAUCAUUUCCAACAUGGCCCACAUGGGCGUUCCCAUAAUCUCUGAGCAGGGCACUGCCAAGAAGGCCAAAAAGCCUGAUCGUAAGGAACGAAUCAGUGAGCAGACCUACCAGCUCUCCAGGUGGACUCCUCUUGUCAAGGAUCUUAUUGAGGACGCAAUUGAGGACAAACUUGACCCCAAGCAGUACCCAUAUAUUUCUCAGCGACAAGCAUCUGCCAAAGCCAGUGCUCCCUCAAGUGCUCGCUAUGGUAACUGGCACAAGAACAGGGGUCCCACAGAGAUGAAGACAGGGCCCCGGAUAAUUGUUUUUAUCAUCGGAGGCAUGACACACAGCGAGAUGCGCUGUGUGUAUGAGGUCACCCAGACCAAUGGCAAGUGGGAGGCCCUGAUUGGUUCCACCCACAUAAUCACACCUCCUAAGUACCUAAAGGAACUACAGCACCCAGACUUCUUGGACCCCAACUCCCCACCAGAGGGCACCGAGGAGCCGCCUGCAGAAUGA